UCCCAUGGACAUGGGAUGCACAUUGCCUUGCAGGCCCUUGAGAAUGAGGACUGUUCGCAGGAGCAGGUGAGACUCAGAGCUCAGGUACACCAGCUGGAGACGCGGGUCAAGCAACAACAGGCCAUGAUCGAACGGCUCUUGCAUGAGAAGGAAGUCCAGUUCCUGGAUAAAGGCCACGAGGACAGUUUCAUUGACCUUGGAGGCAAGAGGCACUAUGCAGAUUGUUCAGAGGUUUACAAUGAUGGGUUUAAGCAGAGUGGAUUUUACAGAAUCAAGCCUCUCAAGAGCCCGGCAGAUUUCUCUGUAUAUUGUGACAUGUCUGAUGGAGGAGGAUGGACUGUAAUUCAGAGACGAUCUGAUGGCAGCGAGAACUUUAACAGGGGUUGGAAUGACUAUGAAAAUGGCUUUGGAAACUUUGUCCAGAACAAUGGUGAAUAUUGGCUGGGAAACAAGAACAUUAACUUACUGACUAUGCAAGGAGACUACACUUUAAAAAUUGACCUGACAGAUUUUGAGAAAAACAGUCGUUUUGCACAAUACAAAAGUUUUAAAGUUGGUGAUAAAAAGUCUUUUUAUGAACUGAGUAUUGGAGAAUAUUCUGGAACAGCUGGAGACUCCCUUUCAGGGACUUUUCACCCUGAAGUGCAGUGGUGGGCUAGUCACCAAAGAAUGAAGUUCAGCACAUGGGACAGAGAUAAUGACAACUACAAAGGGAACUGUGCUAAAGAAGAGCAGUCUGGCUGGUGGUUUAACAGGUGUCACUCUGCCAACCUGAACGGUGUGUACUAUCAGGGCCCCUACACAUCAGACACUGAUAAUGGCGUUGUCUGGUACACCUGGCACGGGUGGUGGUACUCCCUGAACUCUGUGGUUAUGAAGAUUAGGCCCAACGACUUCAUUCCAAAUAUCAUUUAGUUGUCUCCCACUGGGCUCUCCUUUCUGUAAUCCAUUGCGGUUGGAAAUAUUUGAAAAAUACAAUUCUGAGUAA
This is a messenger RNA of Acomys russatus (golden spiny mouse), 988 nucleotides long. It is a transcript of the gene Fgl1, whose product is annotated as fibrinogen like 1. The coding region runs from base 16 to 915 and encodes 299 amino acids. The record is from RefSeq and is a predicted model, not a curated record. Gene Ontology annotation, biological process: regulation of immune response; negative regulation of T cell activation. NCBI's taxonomy places the organism in Eukaryota, Metazoa, Chordata, Mammalia, Rodentia, Muridae. The transcript is spliced from 6 exons.